AUGUGGUUACAGAGAACUAACUCACUGAAGUUCCCAAGUGGUCCCAGAGGAACCAACCUACACGAAAGCCAAUGUGGUUACAGAGGAUCCAACCUCACUGGAAGUUCUAUGUGGUCCCAGAGUGAACCAACCUCCCGGAAAGUCAAUGUGGUUACAGAGGAACCAACCUCACUGAAGUUCUGCGUUCCCAGAAGAACCAACCCACACGUAAAGUCAAUGUGGUUACAGAGAACUAACCUCACUGAAGUUCUAUGUGGUCCCAGAGGAACCAACCUACACCGAAAAGGAACCAACCUCCCGAAAGUCAAUGUGGUUACAGAGGAACUAACCUCACUGAAGUUCUAUGUGGUCCCAGAGGAACCAACCUACACGAAAGUCAAUGUGGUUACAGAGGAACUAACCUCACUGAAGUUCUAUGUGGUCCCAGAGGAACCAACCUCCCACGAAAGUCAAUGUGGUUACAGAGGAACUAACCUCACUGAAGUUCUAUGUGGUCCCAGAGGAACCAACCUCCACGAAAGUCAAUGUGGUUACAGAGGAACUAACCUCACUGAAGUUCUAUGUGGUCCCAGAGGAACCAACCUCACGAAAGUCAAUGUGGUUACAGAGGAACUAACCUCACUGAAGUUCUAUGUGGUCCCAGAGGAACCAACCUACACGAAAGUCAAUGUGGUUACAGAGGAACUAACCUCACUGAAGUUCUAUGUGGUCCCAGAGGAACCAACCUACACGAAAGUCAAUGUGGUUACAGAGGAACUAACAACUCCCUGA
Acanthosepion pharaonis is the source of this 771-nucleotide messenger RNA. The record is from the annotation of a GenBank genome assembly. NCBI's taxonomy places the organism in Eukaryota, Metazoa, Mollusca, Cephalopoda, Sepiida, Sepiidae.